UGACGGUUUUACCCUCACCAGCCGUCGUAAAAUCCUCCCUCGGUCUCAUUUCAAAAUUCCGAAAAACCCGAUUCCGUCGCAGGGCUUUUCUCUCGCCGGCUCCACCAUGAGCUCCGUGACGGUUCUCCAAGACGACAAUCACGCUCCUCCUCAAGGGUUAGUGGUUUAAGGGAUUUCAAUCUAACGAACACAAGUGUGUGACAAAAUUCGAUUCCGGCAGAGGUUCAUCAGAUUCGUAAAGGAAAAGGGAAGGUUGUGAUGAUGAGGAGCAGUGCACAGAGGAGAAAACUUGCGGAUAUAAGCAACGUGAACAGAGAAGAAGAGACUCACCAGCAACAAUUCUCUUCCAAGGAUUAUGCUGAGAAGCUCCAAAAGGAGAACAUGACAUUGAUGAAAGCUCUAGCACACAGAAAUAAGAUCAUAGAGCUGAGCGGUGUUGAGUUUCAGAAACUGAAGAUCAGUUUACGGAAAGUGCAGGAGAAUAAUUUGCAGCUUGCACAGGCGAACACUCAUAUGCUGGCGGAACUCAAUGCAAGCAAAGACAGAGUGUGCUUUUCUGGAACUGAACUCAAGCUGCUUCAGCAUGAACUUGGCUGCAAGAAUGUAUUACUCGGGGUGAAGAGAACGCAGCUUGAGGAGCAAGAACCUUCAUGUACACAUCACCCAUCGAAAGAUAAGGUUCCAUCAAACGUCUCUGAUGGGGAUUGCAAACCCUUUCAGGGGCUUGAUAUGAAUCAUAAAGAUACCAAGAGAAAGCGAACGUCAAGGAUAAAAUCUUCAGAAAGCUCUAUCGUUAAGCCAAUACAGGUUAAAGAGAGCGCAAACAGUAGACGGUCCAGUUUCGUUUGCAGGAAAGUUUCUAGCGUCAUAGAUACUACUGUUAUCCCCGAAGUGACCUGUCAGACUGAAGAUGACGUUGAAAAGGGGGUUGUCUCUCAAGGGGAAAACCAAAUUGUUGACAAUAUUAUCAACAAGAAGUUUGUUGCAGCUAACCCCGUAAAAGACAGUCUGCAUAGCAAGAGGCUAUCCGUACGAAGGAAAUCUACCAGGUUUGCUGUUCAAGAAACUCAACAAACGGAAACACCGAUUGUGAUGGAUAAUGCCAAAGAAACUAAAGAAAUGGCAAGGCUCUCUUUGAGAAGACGGUCUGCUCGGUUGAGACCCGAAGAAGCUGAAGUUCCAUGUAAAAGCUUCCAUGAGAGAGGCGAAGUCAGGGAGACGACCAAGAGGAGAAGAGUCUCUUCAAGACAACAACAGUCUACAAUGUUUGAUUUCCAAGAGCCGGAAGUGAUGGAAACCUUGAAUGCUGAUGAUGCGGGCUUAGUAAGCCAAGGAUCAAGAUCUGAAGCUGUAGAACCAUCUAUAAGCAGUCAUGAGACACAAAAUAUAAACGGGAAACGCAGAGUCUCGACGAGAUUCCAGUCAACAAAGGGUAUAUCUCAGACAGCUUCAGACACCAAUGGAGCCGUGACAGACCCGUCUCUGAGCAUCAACAUGGUUCAAGAGUGUGAUCUGUUACCAUCAACGGUGUCUCAAGGGGACCAUGAAAGAGAAUCAAAGAACAAGCCUAGAGCUGAAGAAGCCGAAGGAAUAACGAGAAGAACAUCUGUGGGAAGAAGACCAUCGAGACAUGCAGCAGAGAAAGUUCAAUCAUACAGAGAAGUCUCCCUUAAAGUGAAAAUGCGGCGAAACUUCUGAAUCUCCAGCAUUCUCUUGGCCUCUUUGUGUUCUUAAAUAUGCAAAGUUGUUGUUAAGAAGCUUAUUUCAUAGUGCUUUUGUGUACCAAGUCAAUAUUAUCUAUAAAUUUCAAAAAUUUAUUCAUCUA
Messenger RNA from Raphanus sativus (radish), 1825 nucleotides. Its product is annotated as SHUGOSHIN 2. Lineage: Eukaryota; Viridiplantae; Streptophyta; Magnoliopsida; Brassicales; Brassicaceae. Gene Ontology annotation, cellular component: nucleus; chromosome, centromeric region. Bases 259 to 1698 code for a protein of 479 amino acids. The transcript is spliced from 15 exons. Gene Ontology annotation, biological process: maintenance of meiotic sister chromatid cohesion; meiotic sister chromatid segregation. The record is from RefSeq and is a predicted model, not a curated record.